GAUACUUACGUCAGCUAAUGUUUUGGUUUUCAGGUCUGUCUGCUAAGCGAGAGGUAAACAUCAACACAGCGUCUGAAAGUUGUCCGUUCUCGGUGAAUUUGCAGCAAAAUCGGACCAAUUUUGCUGCUGAAAGAAUGGGUCGUAUAUUUCUUAACCACAUUGGAGGGACUCGCCUCUUCUCAUGUGCCAGUUGUGAGACCCCCCUCACCAACAGAGCAGAGCUCAUCUCUACAAGGUUUACAGGAGCCACUGGAAGAGCUUUCCUGUUCAACAGAGUCGUGAACCUCAACUACAGUGAAGUGCAGGAUCGUGUCAUGCUGACAGGGCGCCACAUGGUCCGAGAUGUUUCGUGCAAAAACUGUGACGCCAAGCUCGGGUGGAUCUACGAGUUCGCCACCGAGGAGAACCAGAGAUACAAGGAAGGGCGUGUCAUUCUGGAACGUGCUCUCGUCACGGAAAGCGAGGGAUUCGAGGAACACGUUGGCAGUGACAGCUGAGUUUCUGCUGCAGAGAUGCCUCCAAGAUCCCGCGGGAUGGUGACCUGUUGUCAAGGUGGCCAGUCGUCAUGGUAAUCCACUGCCACUCAGGGAAGAAGCAAGCCACUGAUUGGGUACUUCGUUGCUAAUGUAAAUUCCAUCCAUCAAAGUAUUUAUAGACAACCUUGGAUUCGGUACCGUCACCUGUAGGUGUUUCAGCAUUGAACAAAUAUCUAGCCUUUCAGAAGAAUGGUAUCGUAGUAUUCAGGCAAAAGUUGGAAAUUAAGAGACUGUUAUUGUAUUGUUGAAGAAAGAGCCCAAUUAUUUUAUGGCCUUUGAGGAGAAGAUUAAGGACAGAUAAGUUUUCAGGUGGUCAUUUUGCAAAUAGAAAAAAAAUAUAUAAGAACUGAGAUUGCGAUCAAGUCUUUGUUUGAAAUGUAUGUUAUGAUGUUGUAUGUUAAGAUUUUACACUACAUAAUAGGAUUUCAAAUUAGAGCUCUUCUCGUGAGAAACUGUAGAGUAUGUCUGUAAGGCUUUCUUUUUUCUACUGAUGUGAAGAGUCUGCAACAAAAGCCCACAACACAGCCAAUGGAUGACAUAGUUGGCUGAGCUCAAGAUAAGCUUUUGGUGUUGUGGGUAUUUUACCCAUGCCUUUUUUAAAUCAUUGGGUAUCAGUAAUUCUAUCUUGGUAUUCAAAUUUCUGUUACCUACUAGUUUUUACACAUGUGGGUAUUU
Molecule: messenger RNA, 1211 nt
Organism: Haliotis rufescens (red abalone)
Lineage: Eukaryota; Metazoa; Mollusca; Gastropoda; Lepetellida; Haliotidae
Product: protein yippee-like 5
Exons: 3
Coding region: 18-497 (159 amino acids)
Source: RefSeq, a predicted model, not a curated record